UCGUCGUCGUCGAAUGUAUCUUUAGCUCUUUGGCAUCCACAAGAUAUUUUUAAUGGGACUCGCUUCCUUUGGCUGCUUCAUUUUCUUUUUCUACAGAUUUUUGUGAAUGAAGUUGUUUUCAGACGAGGCGCACCAUUAUCGCACUGACAUGUCUGGGGGAUUGGCUGCGUUUCAUGGCCUCCACCUGCAGCCGCGUCCGUGUCACCUGUUGAUGGAUUUCGUUGUUUGAUUAACAUGGUAAAUGGGCGAAACGCAUUUGAUAUAUUGACUGUGGCUGCUCGGGGAUUUGCAUUUAAGUGACUUUGUCUGGCCGCCUAACUAGCUGCCAGGUAGUCCGCGUCUGCGACAAGCAGCUGCCUCCUAAUCCUCUAAAUGGCAUCAUUAGAAAUCGCUUAACGCCCGCACAGCUCGGCUGUGUCUCAGUCUCUACCUGCCGUCCAUCUAUAUAAGCCCUGUCGACCGGCCAUUUGGACAGACACUCGCUGCGUCACACUCAACCCGUCAAGAUGUCCAGCUUCAGAUCCUUUGCUGUGCUGCUGCAGCUGCUGUGCCUCGCCAGCUUCGUGCUCGGCCGACCCAGCGAUAACCCCGCCCUCAACGAGGUGAGCUCCCAGGAAACGGCCAACGAGGAGUACAUGAAUAACGAUAUGAUGCAGCAAAUCUCAGCCUCGCCUGUUGUCGGAGGCGCCUUCUACAAGCAGCGACGCGCCUUCUAUAAUUCUGGCCAGCUGUGGCGCAACUCGUUCCUGCGACGCUUCUACCAGUUGCCCGGCUCCUCCGUCUAUCCCGAGCUGGCCAUAUCGCCCGGCGGCGGCAACUACUACAGCAACGAGGUGCUGCCCCUGCCCAUGUCCACCUACGAGAUCAUCGAGCCGGAGACCCUGUUUUAGCCGCAGUUCAAAGUUCAGAGCUCGAGCUUUGGCCUAACACUUAAG
This is a messenger RNA of Drosophila novamexicana, 935 nucleotides long. RefSeq lists its product as uncharacterized. NCBI's taxonomy places the organism in Eukaryota, Metazoa, Arthropoda, Insecta, Diptera, Drosophilidae. Bases 507 to 890 code for a protein of 127 amino acids. The record is from RefSeq and is a predicted model, not a curated record. The transcript has a single exon.